Molecule: messenger RNA, 2877 nt
Organism: Leishmania braziliensis MHOM/BR/75/M2904
Lineage: Eukaryota; Euglenozoa; Kinetoplastea; Trypanosomatida; Trypanosomatidae
Exons: 1
Coding region: 1-2877 (958 amino acids)
Molecular function (GO): protein binding
Source: RefSeq, a predicted model, not a curated record
AUGCUGCACGAGGCCCAUCCCACGUACGACGCUGCACCGCUCGCUGGUUUCGACACGGUGGACGCUGUGGCGGGAGUUAUGCUCACCUCCAUCGGCAGCGCUUACUCUCCCUGCCAGAGCAUUUCACCAGUCCGCCAACAGCAGCAGCACCAGCAGCGCAUGCUGCAUCGGUGCCUCAGCAGCAGCGGCUCCUACAUCGCGGCGGUGCGCUGCAGCAGCACACUACCUGUACCGCAGGGAAGUGUUGGCUCUAAUCCGCUCUCGCCAAAGCCAGCCGCCGGUGCGGAAGGGAGCGCUACUCGGCCUCAGCUGCCCUUUGCGCAAGUUGCAGCAGCUGCUGCGGCGGGCUGGGGCGAUCAUGAAUACUCUCUCCAUCAAUCGCAUCAACAGGAGAAGUUUCCGCUGACGCCUGCCGCCGAGGACUUCGUGCACGAGAUACUGGCAAUGAACACGUUGGCGAUGGAGCAAUGCUACGCUGCGGUUGCCGCCGGCGGUGGCGCUGCUGCUGUUGUCGGCGCUGCCAUCGCCAAUUCUGCCCCCAGCACUGCCGCUGCCUCUGAGGAGCCUAUGAGGAUCCUGGGCGAAGCCUACAUGCGAGUCGACGAGACUUUUGCACAGGAUAUCCCGGCACCGUUACUUGAUGAGCUGAAGACCACGACGCUCAACAACAUGGGAGUUGUGGAGUGCAACCGCGGCCAGCCGCGGCAAGCCCUCAGCCACUUCGAGGCUGCUCGGCAGUUGGAGGAGAACAACGGUAUGGCCUCGCCUUCCAUUGCGCUCAACAUGUGCGCAGCGUACAACGCGCUGCGGAUGUUUGACAAGGCGACGGCUGCUGCGCUGGAGGCGAUCGACAUGCUGCGAUCGUUGGAACUGCAGCGACGGCGCAAUCGCCGACUGACUGCUGCCGCGGCCGUCUCUCUCGACGGCCGCGGUGGCGGCGUGAUGGACAGUGCCAAGGAUGGAGACACGUCAACGAUGGACCUGUUGCUCGAGGCCGCUGCAGCGCCGAAGAUUGCGGACUCGCAGAACGAUGCACUGUGGGGUGCGGCGUGGAACAACUUGGCGGUUGCGCAGAUCAACACCGCUCGCGGCUCCAAGGACACGAGUGAGUACACGAAUGCGCUGUCCCUCUUCCAAAACGCAAUGCGAGCGACGCAGGAGCUGCUCGGGAUGCAGCAUCCCAUGUCGAAGGCAGUCGUCGUAACAUUCCGCUCGGUGCGGCGAGCCUUUCGCAAAUAUGGCGCUUUCAAGCAGCAUCGCUCGCUGCUGCGUGCGCCCUUGCCGCCGGUGGACCCUCGGGAGCAAGAGUGGGAGGAGGCACAGGGGGAGGUGAUGCCGGGGCACACCCGCCACGGCACCCUUCUACAGCAGAGGCAGCAGCUGACCAUUACGUUUCGCGGCGAGGUGACAGGCGGACAGAAGAAGGUGGAGCGGCUCGACAGCACCCCGUACCCCGGUGCCGUCGCCCACCCAUACCAGAGACAGCAGCGCAUGGAAGGCACGAGCAGCGGUCGCGGCACCACCGCCGCCGCCGCGACUGGUAGCCGCCGCUGCCGCUCCAGCAAAGGGAGGCAGCCCAAGACGCAGACCGGCACGUCGCAGCUCCUACGCAACAUGCCUCUCAGUAGCACACUCUCUCUCGCUAGCGCCGUGUACGGCAAUCCUCACCCUCUUCUCUACUCACCACCGCCGUCGGGCCAGUGCAGGGAGUCGGCCCCACUCUUCUUCCCGGACAGCACACGUAUGGCGUUUAACCAGUACGAUGGCCCUGUCGCCACCGACUCGAGUCACCAAAGCCACGGCCAGGGUCAACACGGUCACCCCAUUAGCAAACGCGGCCCUGCAACAUACAAGGAUAUGAGCAGGAGGAGCAAGUCCGGGACAACAGGGAACCACCUCUCCCAGACGGCCCCGAGCUCCUCGCGCAGUUACGUGCAGGGCAGCGCAGCAAGUGCAGCCGCAGCGUCCUCUCCACCGCAGCCAACUCGUCCACCAGUGUCCAAGGCGCUGCCACCUAUUGGUGUCAGUGCUUCUACUGGUGCUGCAGCUGUUACUACUGCCGCCUUCGCGGAGUGUGGUAAAGGGCACGGAGCUGCACCUGGGGUCGUUCCUUUCAAGCAUCCCACCAGCCUCGUGAGCGACACGUUCAACAGCGCGACCAUCACCCCCGUUUUCAUGCACCAUCCACCUCAGCGGUCGUCGCAAAUGGCCUCAUCGGCGCCGUAUAGGUCGACGCGGACUUCGCCUCUGGCGGGUGUCCACAGCGGCCCUGCCGCCACGGCACAUUUGCAUCAGUCGAAAAUGUUGCUUUUGGCCACGCCGUCGAGCACCGUGGGCCCGACGACGACGACCACCACCACCACCUACUACCCGCUCGAAGUACCAUCAGGGACAGUAGCGAGCUCUGCGGGGCACCGUGAGCUGAUGACCACAUCGGUGACCCCGCCGCCCACUAUAGUUGACACCGGUGACCCAAGCGCAGGCACUCACGAGCUAUUCCGAGGGAUGUGGGUCACCGCCGAUCCGCACUACGUACACCGCGGGCCGCGCGUGUUUGGCCGACCGGCGUACUACACCAUCGCCACGACGCUGGACGUGACUGAGGAUGGUGUGAGCGGUGACGGUAGUGCCACCGGCGCUGGGACGGGCGCUACGGCUUUGACGACAUGGACGGACUCGACACCAUGUCCAGUGCUGCCUACGCUGACGUACAGCAGCAGCGGCAGCGAAGAGGACAACAGUAUCGCGGGUGAGGGUGGCGAUGAGUACGACGCGCCGGAUGUGCAGCAUCGCACCUCCGUCUCCACCGAUGCGAAGUCGUCGUCUGUGUCGUCGCUGACGAACAAGCUGGCGGAGACAUCACGGAUGACGGAGUAG